GCUCGCCUCUCUCGCUCGCUUUGGUUGCUUCACUUUCCUUCGGACGGAUCGCUCGCUUGUUCGCUUCGCUCGUUCCCUCGCACAACUACAGUAGAUGGCAAGUUCAUCGAAGGAAAAGGCAUUUUGGAGCUCGGAAGAUGUAGAAACCUUUUGUAAGUUGUGCAUUGAACAAAUUGAAAAAGGCAAUCGUCCUGCAAGCAAUAAAAGAGAUGGAUGGGUAGUCAUAAUUAGCAAGUUUGAGGAGCUAACAGGAAAAAAGUAUGAUAAGAAUAAAAUGAAGAGUAAGUGGGAUAAUCUCAAGGAAGAAUGGAAAAGAUGGAGGUCAUUGCUUUAUAAUGAAACAGGACUAGGUUGGGAUUCAAGGAAGAAAACCAUUGAUGCGAGUGACGAAUGGUGGGAGAGUAAAAUUCAGGUCAAUCCAAAGUUUAAGGCUUUUAGGAUGAAAGGCAUACAUCCUGAUCUUGGAGAGAAGUUAGAUAUGAUGUUUAGAGAUACAGUUGCUACUGGAGGAGUCACGUGGAAUCCUGGGCAAGGCUUAUGUAUUAAUAAUGAUGUUGAGGUCACACAACCUGGUAUGGAUGAUGUUGCAGGAUCUACUGAUGAAAAUUUGGAGGGUCAUGUAGAUGAAACCAUUGGUGAACCAAUUGGAGCUCAAAGCCGGAAAAGAGCCGCUCAAACUUCAACAAGGCAAGCUCGAGGAAAAAAAGAUAAGAAAUUGAGCACAAGAGAAGAGCUUGGGACGCAAAUUAACAGGCUAGUUGCAGCUGUUGAAAGUAGGAGCAAUGCCACUGCCACAUCUCAAGCAACCACCAAUGUAGUCGGUCCUUACAAGGACCUCAUAGAUAUAUUGGAUACCAUACCUGAGAUUGUGGAAGACGAAAUGUUGUACCAUUUUGCAAUCUCUCAUUUGAAGGAAAAGAUAGACAAUAGACAAGUUUUUAUGAGCUUAAAGGAUGAUGCAAAAAAAGUCAAGUAUCUCAAGUAUGAGUUUGGAAAAGAGUCACGUCUUCAUAGAUAGGAUGUUAGCAUCUUAUUGUUUUCUUGUUUGAAGGGAGUCAUGCUACUUUUAUUCCUGUUUGAAGAGAGUGAUGUUGCUUUGUUUCUGUUGAUGGAUCUUUAUUUGCAUUCCUGUGAACCCAAUUUCUAUUAAUGUUUUAAUGUAAGAAUUGUUUCCAGUUGGUGUUCUCUUUAUGUGAUUAAGUUUGCAUAUAUAUGAUGGUUAUUACAUUGUUUGAUGAUCAA
Molecule: messenger RNA, 1242 nt
Organism: Syzygium oleosum
Lineage: Eukaryota; Viridiplantae; Streptophyta; Magnoliopsida; Myrtales; Myrtaceae
Product: L10-interacting MYB domain-containing protein-like
Exons: 4
Coding region: 95-1018 (307 amino acids)
Source: RefSeq, a predicted model, not a curated record